Messenger RNA from Stegastes partitus (bicolor damselfish), 636 nucleotides. Its product is annotated as keratin-associated protein 4-4. The coding region runs from base 1 to 636 and encodes 211 amino acids. NCBI's taxonomy places the organism in Eukaryota, Metazoa, Chordata, Actinopteri, Pomacentridae. The transcript has 2 exons. The record is from RefSeq and is a predicted model, not a curated record.
AUGGAAGCCACGCCCACAGUGAUCCUGGAAGAUAACCAAGGAGCCAUCACAAUCGCGAAGAAUCCAGUGGAUCACUCCAGAACUAAACACAUAGACCAGGCAUCACCAAAUGGCGGACCUCAGUCUGGAUCCGGACCGAGUGAUGGUUCUGUCCGGACCUGUGACCAAUCUCUGAUAAAUUGCACCAAUGACUACUGCACCAACAACAGCUGCACCAACCACAGCGGCACCAACCACAGCGGCAUCAACCACAGCAGCACCAACAACUGCCGCACCGACAACUGCUGCACCGACAACUGCUGCACCAACGACAGCUGCACCAACCACCGCUGCACACACAACUGCUGCACCAACCGCUGCUGCACCAACCACAGCGGCACCAACAACUGCCGCACCGACAACUGCUGCAACAACCACUCCUGCACCAAACACUGCUGCUCCAACCACAGCUGCACCCACAACAGCUGCACCAACCACUGCUGCACCAACAACUGCACCCACAACUGCUGCACCAAACACUGCUGCUCCAACCACUGCUGCACCCACAACUGCUGCACAAACAACAGCUGCUUCAACAACCACUACUUCAACAACCACUGCUGCAACAACAGUUUCCUCGACUACAAUUGCCAGUGA